ACAGCUCUACACCAAAGUUGAUCGCAUUUAUACAACAUUUAUAUUUACAAAUACGCCAUAACUUAAUCUACACCUAUUAAAUACAGCCCCCACCGAGCGCUGUGAUUGGCUGGAUUUUCCAACCCCUGGAGUGUUGGGCCAAUCACGGGCCGAGUUUCUGCAGCGAAGGGGUGGAGUCAGGGUGGUUUUGUAGCCGAGAUUUUCGCAAAUUCAAACAGUACUGUUCGGGGCACCUCGGAUGUGAGAACCCUUUAGAAACCUAAACUUGAGUGCGAUAUUCGUAGACGAGAACUUUUUAGUAACUUUGUGCAUGUGGUAUUUGAAGUUAAAAGUAAUAUGAACAUUAUUUUAGUACGAAAUUACUUUGUAAACGAUGUGGAUAACUUAUGUGGACGUUAGACUUGUCACGAUGAUUAUUUAAAAUAAUCUUGUUUAGCACGUGGACCCAAAGAAUUCCGAAUCAUCAUCCACAGUAGAGACAAUGAGGAGCUCCAAGAAAUAAAAAGACCAGCACUAUCAGAGGUCCCGCAAAACUCAACUAUAUCAAAGAGGAAACUUCUUUGGAGAACCGAGAACCGAGAUCCAAGAUGGCUGGUCCAUACCUCUCCCCGUUACCUGGUGACUUGCUGACGGAGUACAUGUUCGGUCGUCGCCGGCAGCGUCGGAACCGCACCACCUUCACACCGCAGCAGCUGAGCGAGCUGGAGUCGCUGUUCCAGAAGACUCAUUACCCUGACGUGUUCCUGAGAGAGGAGGUGGCUCUGAGGAUCAGCCUCUCUGAGGCUAGAGUUCAAGUAUGGUUUCAAAACCGGCGCGCGAAGUGGCGUAAGCAGGCGCGUCUGCAGCUGCUGCAGGACGCGUGGAGGAUGCGGUGCCUCGGACUUGGAACACCACCACUGCCAUUAGGUCAUUCAAAACCUGAUUCUUCGCCUGAGGCCCCCGAGUCACCAACUGAUAAAGAUUCGCCGGAGCCGCCUGGUGCCAUGGAGAACCGGGACUUGAAGUCUCCUCGCCAAGAUCCUUACAUGCACAACACUUACAUGGAACCCUUACCAACAGUCACACCCAACGUACAUGAGAUGCCACAGAUGGCAAAUGCGAACGAGGAUGGACGGAUGCUGCAACAGCCUUUCGGGUUUCCACCAUUAUUGAUGUCGCAGCAGAUGGAUCCAGAAGUUGUGCCGACAGAUUUGCGAGUGAUGUCGAAGCCAAAUCCCUGCGCUUGUGGGACUUCAGUCCAGGAUAUGGACCAGCCGCAGAACCUUGCGUACCGUCAAAGGCGAGACAAGGAGACGAGUGACAGCGACACUGACACUGAAAUAGAUCUGACGUCACAUUCCAAGGACGAUGACAUAAGGGAAUCAGAAAGGCUGGCCAGUAGGAUCGCUACCAGCAUCUUCAGAAGCGACACAGUGCUUCACGACAUGAUGCCCAAUGAUCUCAGUUUAGGAGCUAAGAAUGGCAGCGACAGAGUCAGAAAUAAUGUAUCAAUCUAAUUGUUUGUAUUAAAUUACAUAUCCGAGGAAUAGGAUGUUGUUUCUUAAUAAUAAUCGACAUGUUUUCUAUUAAAUAGAAGUUCACAAAUUGUUUUGACGUUUAUGAUAACAUUUUGUGGUCUGUAAUUUUAAUGAAAGUAUAGAGUUCAUGGAAAUAGCUUUCGAUACGUUUUUAUAUUUUAUUUUAAUUAUUUAGCUUUAGACUCAAUGUGAUUUUGUUCUAGUCAAGGUUAUAAUGGCCGUUUUACAUUAUUUUGGGUGAUUAUGGGUGAUGGGUGAUAUUACUAUUCUAUGAAAAACCUACUCGACUCUCUAGGUGUACCAAAGCACUCUCCCCGCACAAAUGAAUGUAAACGGGCCUUAAGCAUAAGCUUUCUUUUCGUAGACAAUGUUUAUCUAGUAUUUGCUACAGCGUUUGCUAAACGCAUACGUUAGUGACAUAGUUAUAAAUGUAAGAUAGAAAUAAUAUUUGUUACUGAAAAUGUAUAUAGU
Molecule: messenger RNA, 1988 nt
Organism: Trichoplusia ni (cabbage looper)
Lineage: Eukaryota; Metazoa; Arthropoda; Insecta; Lepidoptera; Noctuidae
Product: retinal homeobox protein Rx1
Exons: 3
Coding region: 588-1496 (302 amino acids)
Biological process (GO): regulation of transcription by RNA polymerase II
Molecular function (GO): RNA polymerase II transcription regulatory region sequence-specific DNA binding; DNA-binding transcription factor activity, RNA polymerase II-specific
Source: RefSeq, a predicted model, not a curated record